Molecule: messenger RNA, 2546 nt
Organism: Fusarium verticillioides 7600
Lineage: Eukaryota; Fungi; Ascomycota; Sordariomycetes; Hypocreales; Nectriaceae
Product: tRNA uridine 5-carboxymethylaminomethyl modification enzyme GidA
Exons: 3
Coding region: 34-2079 (681 amino acids)
Biological process (GO): tRNA methylation; tRNA wobble uridine modification
Cellular component (GO): cytosol
Molecular function (GO): flavin adenine dinucleotide binding
Source: RefSeq, a predicted model, not a curated record
UGAGGGCAAAUUUUACAACGACAACAACAUGAAAUGCGUGCGCUACUAAGACCUAGGGCAGCCGUACUACGGCACCAAUGGAUAAUUACAAGACGGCGGUACCUUGCGACUGUUUCCAGUGAUUUACGACCUUACGAUGUCGUCGUAAUCGGAGGCGGCCACGCGGGCGCUGAAGCAUGUGCUGCUGCUGCACGAUCUGGCGCAAGAACAGCCUUGGUAACGCCGAAAAUCGACAAUCUAGGAACGUGUUCCUGUAAUCCGAGUUUCGGCGGUAUCGGCAAGGGCACAAUAAUUCGAGAAAUUGAUGCGCUCGAUGGAUUGGCAGGGAGGAUUAUCGACAAAUCAGGUGUUCAGUUUCAUACUCUGAAUCGGCGAAAAGGCGCUGCUGUCUGGGGACCCCGCGCUCAAAUCGACCGAGAGCUCUACAAGAAACACAUGAAAGACGAACUCUCUUCGUAUCCGGGCCUAUCGAUCGUGCUCGACAGCGUGUCCGAUAUCGUCACUGAGCCACAAGAAUUGUUCGAAGGCGCAUCAAGUCGCAUUGCGGGCGUGCGCCUGGAGUCCGGUCAAACUCUCCCGACAAAAAAGGUUAUCAUAACGACAGGGACAUUUCUCGGAGGCGAAAUACACAUCGGGCUGACGGCGUAUCCAGCUGGUCGACUCGGUGAGGCGGCGACAUUCGGGCUGAGCAAGUCAUUGCGUGAUGCGGGCUUCGAGCUGGGACGCCUCAAGACUGGCACGCCACCCCGAAUCGACGCAGCGAGCAUAAACUAUGAUGUGCUGGAGAAGCAGUAUGGAGAUGACCCACCAACACCAUUCAGUUACCUCAAUGAAACUGUGGCGAUUCGGGAGCAGAUGACUUGCAGUGUGACGUACACGACGGAGGAAACUCACCGGAUAGUGCGUGAAAACCUUGAUAAGACGAUACACAUUCGAGAGACAGUCAAGGGCCCACGCUACUGCCCCUCUCUUGAGUCAAAGAUUAUUCGCUUCGCCGACAAGGAACGACACAUAGUUUGGCUCGAGCCCGAAGGUUUGGACAGCCCUGUCAUUUACCCCAAUGGUUUGUCCAUGACAAUUCCUGCUGAGGCGCAGGAGGAGGUCUUGCGCACGAUCCCAGGCCUCGAGAACUCAAAAAUGCUUCAGCCCGGGUACGGUGUUGAAUAUGACUACAUCGACCCACGUGGGCUGAAGUCGACCCUGGAGACCAAAGCCAUCAGUGGUCUGUACCUGGCUGGUCAAAUCAAUGGCACGACUGGGUAUGAGGAGGCUGCUGGCCAAGGUGUCCUUGCGGGCAUUAACGCCGGUCGUUCGUCUCAAGGGUUUCCACAGGUUUUUCUCUCAAGAGGGGAUGGGUACAUUGGCAUCAUGGUGGAUGACCUUAUCACGAAAGGUGUCACCGAACCUUACCGGAUGUUUACCUCCCGAAGCGAAUUCCGCAUGGCAUCACGUGCUGACAAUGCUGAUGUUCGACUGACAUCCAAGGGCUAUGGGUGGGGUGUCAUAUCGGAGAAGCGCUGGAGUCGUUUUCGCGAUGAGAGGCAGCAGAUUGAUGACCUUACUAAGCUCUUACAAUCAGUAUCAUUAAGCCCCUUACAGUGGAUCGAAAAGGGGUACCAUAUGAAGCGCAACACUCAGCGUCGCGAUGGUAUAGAUGUCCUCCGUCUCUCAAACCCCGAUACACGCGUCGGUAUCGAACAGCUUGCACCAGUCAUCCCAGGCGUAAUGGACUUUCCACCUCGCGUACGACGUCGUGUUGAAAUCGAAUCAUUUUACGCACCGUAUAUCAAAAUCGCCGAGUCAGAGCGCAAACAGCUAACAAACGAUGAGCGCGUCAAGAUACCCCUUGAUCUCAACUAUGACAACAUUCCUGGGCUUGCAAUGUCAGAGAAGGAGGCGCUCAAGGCAGCGAAGCCAGAGAACCUCGCACAGGCGAGGCAUGUUGAAGGCGUGACUCCAUCGGGCAGUUUACGUCUACUCGCUCACGUUCGUCGGAGGCCUGAAGCAUACUUGUUGGAGAAGGAUGCUUCACGUGGGCGCCGGACACAAAGAACGAAUAAGAAUCGAGGCAGUGUAUAAGUUAAUUUGGGAUCAAUCGCAUACAAAUGGCGUUUCAUUGAAUAAGGUAUUUGGGAGGGGACAAGACAGGUCUUAAAUAAAUCUUUCAAAAGUCAAAUAUUUCUGCCACAAUCUCAGCAUUGUUGUCUGAUUGGGAAUUCGAGUCCGAGAGUUCGAAUAUGCAGGUUAAGAUUUGUUCUAUCAUCAUCGACGCUAGUGUUGGUACAUAAAGGGGGUAUAUGCAAGAUUUUCAAUCAAGCUCAAGCUCAAAGUUCUGUUCGAACCUUGCUGAACUUUGUCUUUUCGUUCAAACCUUGCGUUUCCUGCUUUCUGGAUAGCCCUAGGCACGGGCCGUGCUGGGUGAAGCCAAAUUUGUGGCCUCUUCUGUUUCUAUCGUGGUCUGCAGCUUGAUAGACUCUGAACGACGAUAUCAAAUCAGGGUUUUUUAGAGUUUUGCUUAUUAAGGAUUUUCACUGCAUCCUUUGUGU